Schistocerca americana (American grasshopper) is the source of this 1874-nucleotide messenger RNA. RefSeq lists its product as uncharacterized. The coding region runs from base 221 to 1072 and encodes 283 amino acids. The transcript has 6 exons. Lineage: Eukaryota; Metazoa; Arthropoda; Insecta; Orthoptera; Acrididae. The record is from RefSeq and is a predicted model, not a curated record.
GUGUCGGUGCAGACACCGCCGUGAGCAGACGUGACGUCGACGUCUCCCAGUGGACGCCUACGGUCAGGCGGCGGCGGCGGGCUUCCGCGAGUGGAACGGGAAAAACCCGUGAGCAGCGGACCGGCGUCCUAGCGCGCAGAUUUCGGGGGCGGACAGUUUAGACGCGUGGCGCCAGACGCUGAGGAGCCGAAGAAGUCGAGGAAUGUGAGCGAAGGUCGUGAUGGGACCCAUGCUGUCGCCGAUCGUCACAGCAGUAGUACUGCUCGCCGCGCUGCAAGCGGCCUGCGUUGGCGGACUGAAGCUGCUGCGGCUGCAAGUGCCGCAGUACAAGCUGCGCGGCGACCAGGCGCUGCUGCAGUGCCUGUACGACCUGGAGGACGACGCGCUCUACUCCGUCAAGUGGUACAAGGACGACGAGGAGUUCUACCGAUACGUGCCGCGAUCACACCCGCCGCAGCACAGCUACAAGAUCGACGGAGUCAGGGUGGACCACCAGCGCUCGGACGACAAGAAAGUGGUGCUGCACAACCUCAAUCUCAAGUCCUCGGGCGACUACCGGUGUGAGGUGUCAGCCGAGGCGCCGUCGUUUGCCUCUGCGCAGGCUGAGGGCCACAUGGACGUCGUCGCUCUUCCCAAGGACGGACCGCACAUCUACGGCGAGGAGCGGCUGUACCAGGUGGGCGACGAGAUCAGCCUCAACUGCACAUCCGGCAAGUCGCACCCGGCUUCGGAGCUGAAGUGGUUCAUCAACGACCAGCAGGUGCCCGACGACGACCCGCGGCUUGAGGUGUUCCCGGAUGAGCGCGACGCGCACGGCCUGGUGUCUUCGUCGCUGGGCCUGCGGUUCGCGGUGUCGGGGGCGCACUUCGUGUCGGGCUCCAUGAAGCUGCGCUGCGUGGCGGAGGUGGCGCCGGUGCUGUGGCAGGGCGACAGCGAGAGCGUCGUGCAGAGGGUCACACCGCCCCCCAACACCGUGCGGGAAGCGCUCUUCCUCGUGCGCGGUCGGUCGUCGCGACCCCUGGCCGCCGCCGCCGCGGUGCUGACCUCGCUGCUCAUCAGUGCCGUCACGUGACUGCUCGCAGUUUCGCCGCCGUCGGCGCCACCGCCGACGCGCCACUGUCGUCUGUGAUAACCCCCGAAAACAACACCCUCUCGUCUCACGCGACCUGUACCUUGCUGUUGUCGCCUACGUUCUCCGUGCUCUUCGACGUCUAGCCUAAAGACACCUUGUGCGUGUAUAUAUGUGAGUGUGUGUGUGUGUGUGUGUGUGUGUGUGUGUGUGCGUGUGUGCGUGUGUGUGUGUGUGUGUGUGUGUGUGUGUGUGUGUGUGUGUUCAUGUGCGUUUGUGUUUGGGAGUGUGUGCGGUGUGUGUGUGUGCGGUGUGUGUGUGUGUGUGUGUGUGUGUGUGUGUGUGUUCAUGUGCGUUUGUGUUAAGAGCGUGUGCGUGUGUAAGCUAAUUUUAUGCGAGCGAUAUUUUUUUGAUAUAUGUGUGUUGUGUUCUGAUCGUGGUGGUUUGUAACGUCUUGUACUGCGAGAAGAAAAAUAUGAAUAUAUAUAUAAAUGUAUAUCUAAUUGUUAAAUAUUUUAUUCGUGCUGAUCUAUAAAGUGCUAUGACUUUCAAAGUACUAGUUGUUGCAAAAUGUUUUUAUUAUUUACUCAGAAUGUUGAAGCUUUCAGGAACAAUUGUUUGUAACCGUAACUAUUUUACCACACUAACAAAACAUUAAUUUGAAAUAUGCAUUGAAAUAAAUGUUGAGACGAUUAAUAAUGUAAGUGUUUCAGGCUUUUGUGUGAAUCGAUGUGUUACAGUUAUGGAAUCACACUCUAUUGUAUGUAAAAGAAAUAAUAACUUUAAUAAAUUUUCAUGGAACAAA